Molecule: messenger RNA, 1101 nt
Organism: Entelurus aequoreus (snake pipefish)
Lineage: Eukaryota; Metazoa; Chordata; Actinopteri; Syngnathiformes; Syngnathidae
Exons: 1
Coding region: 1-1101 (366 amino acids)
Biological process (GO): DNA integration
Molecular function (GO): nucleic acid binding
Source: RefSeq, a predicted model, not a curated record
AUGGUCAAGAUGAAGGCCAUUGCACGGAGCCAUGUCUGGUGGCCGGGGUUAGACGCCCAGAUUGAACAGCAGGCCAGGACAUGCUCUACGUGUCAACGGAACCAAAAGAACCCGGCGCUCUCCCCACUGCACACCUGGCCGUGGCCGGGAUCUCCAUGGCAACGGAUCCAUGUGGACUUUGCGGGGCCGUUCGAAGGACACAUGUUCUUGGUGGUGGUAGAUGCGUACUCUAAGUGGCCGGAAGUACAGGUGAUGAAAACGACGACGACGGAGAAGACUGUACAGGCCCUGAGGAGUAUGUUUGCCCGCAACGGAGUACCAGAGACACUGGUUAGUGACAAUGGGCCACAAUUCACAGCGGCAGAGUUCGGGGCAUUUCUCGGGGCAUUUCUCCGGGCAAACGGAGUGAAGCACAAAAGGUCAGCGCCGUUUCACCCCGCCACGAACGGUCAAGCAGAGCGUUUUGUGCAGACGCUGAAGCGUUCAUUGAAAGCGUCUAGGGGAACAUUUACGCUGCAACAUCGAGUGGAGGCAUUUUUACUCAGCUACAGGAAUGCGCCUCACAUGACGACGAGUGAGUCUCCGGCUAUGCUCUUCCUGCGCCGUCGGCUCCGCUCUCGCUUGGACCUUGUGAAGCCGAACGUGUCGGCUACGGUGGAGCUGGCGCAGGAGGGCCAACGAGAAUGCAGAGAUCUGGUGGCUAAGGACAGACGGUUUGCAGUGGGGGAGGCCGUGCUGGUGCGUGAUUAUCGACGGGGGGAGGAGAAGUGGAUGCCAGGACUGGUGGCAUCACAAGAGGGACCGGUAUCCUACUCCGUGGAUGUGGGGGCAGGCGCACUCUGGAGACGUCACACAGAGCAGAUGAGAGCCGGUGACCGUGCGCUUUUGGUUCCCACUGGUCCAGAGCAACCAGCUGUGCCGAGUGAACUGACAAUUGGGGCCCAGCCGGUUGCUCCCCCCCCCUUCUCCGGCAAGAGGGGAUGCUCUGGGAACCGGGACAGUCGCCCCCGAGCCAGGAGGGUCACCCAGACGGACAGCGGAUGUUGGCACGCCAGGCCGGAGGUAUCCACUCCGGGUUACCAGAGCUCCAGACCGCCUUAA